UUACGUGGUCGUCGAACUUUGAACGCGGCGAGUGCGACACGUUUGUUUAUUUUUUGUUAUUAAAUUUUUAUUAAGUGUUUUUAAACUAAAUGUUCAUCAUUUCAUAAAAUCCUAUAACUAUGUCGCUUACUAGUAAAUUAGUGCUGACGACUUCUUUUAUUAUUGUGUUAACAGCUGUGUAUUUCCAAGAUCGCAUUGGCCCACUUUACGAAAAUAUAAAAAGUUUUACUGAAGUAAAAGUGGCGAAACCUGCCAAUAGUGAAUUAUACAGUGCUGAACAACUGGCGCAAUAUAACGGAAUCGAUAAUGAGGCAUUAUAUUUAGCAAUAUUAGGCGUUAUAUUCGAUGUAUCCAAGGGUAGUCAACACUAUUCGAAGGGAUCGUCGUAUCAUUAUUUUGUCGGUAAAGAUGGCUCAAGAUCCCUGAUCACUGGGAACUUCUCCGACACCAGUGCAGACCGGGACCAUGUUCUGGACCUCACUUGUGAUGACAUUUUCGUCCUCAUGAAUUGGAGGGAUACAUUCAAGCAAAAGUACACAAGAAAAGGCAAACUCAUAGGAAGGUAUUAUGAUGAUGCCGGUGAGCCAACACCUUACAUGAAAGAGGUCAAGAGUAAGAUAAAAAAUUGCAAGCUGGCAAAGCAAGAGGCCGAAGAGAAAAGGCAGAAUUACCCUCCUUGUAACAUGGAGUGGAGUGUCAGUGAUGGCACUAAAGUGUGGUGCACUAAGAACAGUGGUGGUAUAACCAGAGAGUGGACAGGUGUGCCACGCCAGCUGUUCACACCGGGAGAAGACAAGCCGCAGUGCGUCUGUGUGGACACUUCAAAGGACCACUCAGCAGCACUUCUCAAAGAAUAUGACAACUGCCAACCCACAUCUACCACUUGUAUUGCACCUAGUAGUCCAUAAACAUCACCUACUUGUAGAUUGUUAUAUGUUAAGUUUAAAGCAAUAUUUUCCUUUUUGUAUAUUUUGUAUAAAUAAAAAUCACAUCUAUUGUA
This is a messenger RNA of Plutella xylostella (diamondback moth), 1000 nucleotides long. Its product is annotated as neuferricin homolog. The record is from RefSeq and is a predicted model, not a curated record. Gene Ontology annotation, cellular component: membrane; endomembrane system. NCBI's taxonomy places the organism in Eukaryota, Metazoa, Arthropoda, Insecta, Lepidoptera, Plutellidae.